GGGGCGCGCGCCUACGCGCGUGAGCGAGGGCGGCCGUCGGCCCGGGGAAGGAAGCUGUGGGGCCGAGUGCGAAAGCUGCAGGCUGCUACCAUGAGGCUGAAUCAGAACAUCUUGCUGCUGGGGAAGAAGGUGGUGCUGGUCCCCUACACCUCAGAGCAUGUGCCCAGGUACCACGAGUGGAUGAAAUCAGAGGAGCUGCGGCGUUUGACGGCCUCGGAGCCGCUGACCCUGGAGCAGGAGUACGCGAUGCAGCGCAGCUGGCGGGAAGACGCGGACAAGUGCACCUUCAUUGUGCUGGAUGCAGAGAAGUGGCAGGCCCAGUCGGGCACCAGCGAAGAGAGCUGCAUGGCGGGAGAUGUGAACCUGUUCCUCACAGAUCUCGGGGACCCCUCCUUGGGGGAGAUCGAGGUCAUGAUUGCAGAGCCCAGCUGCAGGGGCCAGGGCCUGGGCACGGAGGCCGUCCUUAUGAUGAUGCUUUACGGAGUGACCAGGCUAAGUCUGACCAAGUUUGAGGCUAAAAUUGGGCAAGGAAAUGAACCGAGCAUCCGGAUGUUCCGAAAGCUUCACUUUGAACAGGUGGCUGUGAGCAGUGUCUUCCAGGAGGUGACGCUCAGACUGAUGAUGAGUGAGCCGGAGCGACAGUGGCUUCUAGAGCAGACCAGCUACGUGCAAGAAAAGCCCUACAGAGAGGGGGCGUCGGAGCCCUGCUGACAGCCGCUGUGUGGAAGGCCUCCCCGUGAUGAUGGGCAUGGAAGCCUGGAGCUCUGCUGACAGCUGCCGCGUGGACAGGCCUCCCCGUGCGGAUGGGCGUGGAAGCCCGGAGCCCUGCUGCAGGUGAAUGGAUGGAGCCUAGGGCGCAGGGUGCGCUGGCCCCACUCCAGGCUGGGAAUCUCCUUGUGGGGCCCUUCAGACUCUGGGCCGGACUCGGCCUUGGCCUGCCUCUGGCUGGCUGCUGUGGCUGGGCUACUCCAGGGUCAGCCCGCCCUGCCAAACCUGGACUCAGACUGUUGUGGAUGGCCCGAGUCCACAGGCGGAGGAGGCAGGUAGAGGCGGCCUUGGGGACCAGAGGGGCCUACGACCUGGCAGGGCCUCCCUUUUCCCCAGUAAAGCGCACUGCAUCCAGCUGGCCCUGUUCCCUCACUGGGCUGACGGUGUGGGGGUUUGUGCUCAGUCGUUCUGCAGAAGCAGGAGGGUGUGACCCCGGGAGGUUUGGAACGGAAGGAGGGAAAGUGGUGGGUGUCCUGGUCUUUGGAGCCAGUUUUGAGGGCGGAGUAAGUUAGAUCUGGACGCAGCUCCACGUGGCUGGAGCACCCCCCGCCGGCUGCAGGAGGAAGCAGAGGCCCCCCAGGCUUUGGCCUCCUGAAGGCACUUCGCUCUCCCGGCCUCAUCCCGCGGCCCCGGGAGCAGCUCCACCUGCUGAGGCCACGAGGGGGUGCCCGCGGCACAGACCUCAGAUGGCCGGGCUGCGUGGCAGCCAGUGCUUAACUGGCAGCCGGGCACCUCAGAGCCAGCGGGACAGCCUUUGACGUCUGUCUCUCAUCACGCCCUGUCGUAACCCGGUGGCAUGCUUUCAAAACACAGUUGGAGAAGAGACCUUUGAGGGCACCUAGGGUAUUUUCGUGGAGAAGGAAAUGGCAACCCACUCCAGUGAUCUUGCCUGGGAAAUCCUAUGGAUAGAGGAGCCUGGCGGGCAGAGUCAGACGCGACUGAGGGAGGGGCAGGCGCUCACUAGAGGCCCCAGGGCUUUUGAUGACAGAGCCAGCACUGUGGCUGAGGACUCCUGGCUCCCAGGCCUCUCUCAGCAGAUAGGAGCGCGGAAAACUAGAGCCUAGAAUACGCCUGAGGGCUUUCCUGCCAAAGCAGGGGACGUGGGUUCCACCCCUGGUCUGGGAAGACCGCACGUGGCAGAGCAGCUGAGCCCAUGCAUCACAGCCACUGGGCCGGGGCUCUCGAGCCCAGGAGCUGAAGUACUGAGGUCUGUGGGCACCAGAGCCUGUGCUCCCCAACAAGAGGAGCCACCGCGGUGAGAAGCUCACGCCCCGCUAAAGAGCAGCCCCUGCACGCCAAAGCUAGAGAAAAGCCCCCGUCGCAUGAAGACCCUGCACAACCAUAAAUAAAAUCAUUAAAGAAACAUGCCUGAACCUAACACACAAACUGUUUGCUGAGGUCCCAGGCCCCUCAGUGACAGUUGCCUCUGAGCCACCUGUUCCUUUCACCUGUGCCAGCUUAAUCAGAGUCAAAAGUCCUUAGGGCAUCCCCACCCAGCAGGUGAGGUAGGGAGGGCCUGGUGGGGCUGGCACACCUGCGGGGACCUCCAUCAGAGGUCAGAGGGUGGGGGCAAGGGUGAGUAGGGUCAGGCCAGGCCCAGGCUAACUGCUGCAGUUGGUGCCGUGAUAAGGGUUUUGGAAGGUUUCUCUUUACCAGUGGUGGAAUUCUAACCUUAACAGUUAUAGUGAUGAUCAGAUAGUGACCUUCCCUGCUUGUUCAGUCCCAGGAGUCUGGCUUGAGU
Messenger RNA from Budorcas taxicolor (takin), 2509 nucleotides. It is a transcript of the gene NAT9, whose product is annotated as N-acetyltransferase 9 (putative). The transcript has 7 exons. Gene Ontology annotation, biological process: protein acetylation. Bases 91 to 711 code for a protein of 206 amino acids. NCBI's taxonomy places the organism in Eukaryota, Metazoa, Chordata, Mammalia, Artiodactyla, Bovidae. The record is from RefSeq and is a predicted model, not a curated record. Gene Ontology annotation, molecular function: N-acetyltransferase activity.